AUGAUCGAUUGUAGGGCAGAGAUAGAAAUUCGUGAUGGGACAGAUAGAAUCUCACGGGAAGAGUUAAUACGUGGAGUUGCUGGCUGUCAUGGCUUACUAUGCACUCUAACUCAUCAGAUUAAUAAGGAAAUUUUAGAUGCUGCUGGUCCUAAUUUGAUGACGAUUAGUACAGUUUCUGUUGGAUUCGAUCAUAUCGAUAUCGAAGAGUGUAAACGAAGAAAUAUAACCGUAGGACAUACACCAGCAGUACUCACUGAAGCUGUGGCGGAGUUAACGAUAGGACUAUUGCUUACGACGGCCAGACGUGUUCGUGAAGCGCUGUCUGUUGUUGAAAGUGGCUCAUGGUGCUCAUGGAAGGUACUGUGGUUAUGUGGAACGCAGUUAUCAAAUAAGGUUGUUGGGAUUGUUGGACUUGGUAGGAUUGGUCUUGCUGUUGCUAAACGCUUACUUGCCUUCAACGUGAACAAGAUCUUAUAUACUGGCCAUUCUGAAAAGGCUGAAGUGACUUUGUCCGAUACUGAUGCAACUCUAACUAUUGCCCCUUCAGUUGAUUUUAAUACUUUGCUGCAUCAAUCCGACAUUAUCAUUGUUUGCUGUGCGUUAACACCUGAAACAAAUGGACUAUUUGGAGAGAGUGCUUUUGCUGCAAUGAAAAAAAACUGUAUUUUUAUCAACACAAGCAGAGGCAAAGUGGUCAAUCAAAGUGAUCUAUAUAAUGCUUUAGUGUCGAAUGAAAUCCAGGCUGCUGGCUUAGAUGUCACAACUCCAGAACCCCUUCCCGUAGAUCAUCCACUCAAGAAAUUAAAAAACUGUGUAAUAUUUCCUCAUCUUGGGAGUGCCACCAUCGAAGCAAGGAAUGAAAUGUGGACCAUUGCCGUACGAAAUUUGAUCGCAGGAUUGAACAAUGAACCACUACCCCAUCCAGUUUAUUAG
Messenger RNA from Trichoplax adhaerens, 933 nucleotides. RefSeq lists its product as uncharacterized. Gene Ontology annotation, cellular component: cytosol. Gene Ontology annotation, molecular function: glyoxylate reductase (NADPH) activity; hydroxypyruvate reductase (NADH) activity; hydroxypyruvate reductase [NAD(P)H] activity. The transcript is spliced from 11 exons. The record is from RefSeq and is a predicted model, not a curated record. NCBI's taxonomy places the organism in Eukaryota, Metazoa, Placozoa, Uniplacotomia, Trichoplacea, Trichoplacidae. The coding region runs from base 1 to 933 and encodes 310 amino acids.